Messenger RNA from Cydia amplana, 1139 nucleotides. Its product is annotated as multiple C2 and transmembrane domain-containing protein-like. Lineage: Eukaryota; Metazoa; Arthropoda; Insecta; Lepidoptera; Tortricidae. The transcript has 6 exons. Bases 519 to 1139 code for a protein of 206 amino acids. The record is from RefSeq and is a predicted model, not a curated record.
CGACAUGAAUCACACUACUAAGAGCUCUCUCGAGAUUCACCUUGACUACCCUACCGGCCUAAUACUAACCCUCUACGGUUAGACGAUGUAAGCUUACACAGCGCUGUAAGCGCUGUGGGGGUGGCUACGUGCGCAAACCGAUUUCCCCCCAAAAUUCUACGUCAGUACGUAGAGGCAACCCGCGCGAGCCACCCGCUACGCUCCACCCCCGUGCGUCUUUUGUUUUUGUAAGCCAAUUUUCAUUAAUAAAAACCCAACCCUGUGAAUAAUAACGAGUGUUAUUUCUGUAAGAUAACCUUGUGGUUUCGUUUGAAUUGUGCGUGUUUGUUUUUAUCUGUGCAUCUUGAUGAGAUUAAGCUAAUCGUUCGCGUGUAUUGCGUUUUUUGAAUGUGUGUGUGUGAAAAGUGCGUUUUUUGGAUUUGGAUGUGUUAUUAAUGAAAAACGGGCGCUAGAGUGAGUGCGCACGCGCCAUGAUCACGUGCGUGCGCUGCGACAGCUGACAGGAGCUGCGCGAAGUCAUGUCCACCAAGAAGCACUCGCCGCAAACCAAGCGGUCCGAGGCGCUGAGCGGGCGGCUGUCAAAGUCUGCGUCCGAGCUGUCAUGCGCGUCGCCGGCGCCGCGGACGCCGCCGCCGCGCGCGCGCUCCGCGCACCACCACGCGCCGCUGUCAGUCGUGCACCGCACGCAGCACUUCUUUACUAACCUGAAGAGCCGAUGGCAGCGCAGCAGAAGCAGAGAGCGGUGUCCAGCCGGCACGGCGUUCUCGCUGGCGCCCGGCCAGGACAGCAGUGGCACCGAGUACGCUGGCGAUGGCAGUUCGGAACACAGCACGCCUGCCAACUCCCCCAGGAGACGCAAGACUGAGCGGUGUCCGGCCGGCACGGCGUUCUCGCUGGCGCCCGGCCAGGACAGCAGCGGCACCGAGUACGCUGGCGACGGCAGUUCGGAACACAGCACGCUAGCCAACUCCCCCAGGGGACGCAAGACUGGUCAGUGUAGGUUAGAGAGAGAGCGGUGUCCGGCCGGCACGGCGUCCUCGCUGGCGCCCGGCCCGGACAGCAGCGGCACCGAGUACGCUGGCGAUGGCAGUUCGGAACAUAUCACGCCGGCCAACUCCCCCAGCACGGCUAGCACAUGA